AUACUCUACUUUAACGCUCUUUUCAGCACCACUUCUACAAGAAGCCCUUCAUCUAGCAGUUGGUUCAGUUGAUGAGAGCAUUUAUAAAACAGGCGGCUCAGAGGCAUCAUCAAAAUGACGAACACCAGAGGAGUAUGAGACGAGACUACUAGUAUGUGGAGAAAGCAUGCCCUUUCUUCCCUGGCGUCUCUUGCAGCACACAAAUUGUCCCUGGUGUACCACUGCCUCCUCUGUGAUAUUCACCCCCAUUUGCUCACUAUUCCUUGGCAAAAGUAGCCUUUACCAACUCUUACAGCCUGUUUUGAGCUCCGACACCACUCUUAUCUCCCAGUAUGGCUGUAGUAGAUGUGAAAAUAGAGACACCAUUGCACCAUUGCACCAUUGGACCCUGCGUGUAUACUUUAAUACUCUUUUCAGUAUCUUUUCUACCAGAAACUCUUCACCUCAUACAGCUGCUUUAACUGACGUGCUGUGCUGCUUGGAUAAAUGAAUAUUGAAAGAAUUAUAUAAAUUGCUAUCCAAGGAACGAAACUUGUCUGACCGGCUUUGUUUAGUAAAGCACCUGAGUUAUGUACAAGUCCCUUCUCGUAGGAUCAUUUCAAUCAGAA
Molecule: messenger RNA, 608 nt
Organism: Linderina pennispora
Lineage: Eukaryota; Fungi; Kickxellomycota; Kickxellomycetes; Kickxellales; Kickxellaceae
Exons: 3
Coding region: 167-490 (107 amino acids)
Source: RefSeq, a predicted model, not a curated record